GUGCAUGAUGUCAUUUUUAUACCUGAACGUAUACCGGAGUGAAAUGCUCGGUUGUAGUUCCUUCCAUGUGAUCUGUGUUUAACUUAUUUAUCUUAUCUUCCUACUCUAUUAAGUGUUGAUAAAAUUUUCGCAGUUCGACCAAUUUCAUACAGUUGAAAAUUACGUUUUCACGGUAUUACGAAUUGUGUCAAGUUUCGCGGAUAUGUCAGUAAACGCCGUUUAUAUUUGUCCAACAGACAAGAGUUUACAGUGUUCGUGGAAGGGUUCAGCGGAAGAUAUCAUGGACCAUUUCAUACAAGAGCACGAAGAUCUCUUAUUGCACAGCAGUGAAAUAGACAUCGACCUCAGGAUUAGUUCAGAAAAUAGACUCUUAUUCCUAAACGAAGAAAUCUUCUUGAUACAGCUAAAGAUCGAGAAUAAAUUCUUGAGGAUAGGCUUGAGAUACUUAGGACCAAAGAGAAUUGCAGAUUCGAUUUAUUACGAUAUCGUGAUCAAAGUGGAUGACCAAAGUUAUUUCCCGGAUUAUUUUGGAAGUGGACCGAGUAUUUUCGAGAUUACCGAUGGUUUUUGGACAAUAAAUCUGGAUUAUCUGAGAUUUCUCCACGUAGAUCUAACUUCUGUGCAGUGUAACUUCAGCAUAUCAACCAAACCAGAAUUGGCAGUGGAGGAUUUUGGAGCAGUGUCAGUCGAAAACAACGCUGAUGAUGUAGAAGUGGUAGAAGGCUCUUCAAACGAGAACACUGUGAUCGACGAUGAUGAAAUCGAUGAGAUACUGAACGAUGACUUGGAGCUUAGAUCCUCGAGGGACAAAUCCAAAGACGAGGACGCUCUGGACAACAUGAGCGCCCUAAAUUUCAGCCUCUUGGAGAGCAGCAACAGAUACUGCAGGAGAUACAGCAGUUUCAUGGGCAUCCCUGAGGAAUUGUUCUCCGAGAAAGUCAAAACGGACCUGAGUUGCGGCAACUGCUUCAUUAAUAUGCUACCCCCGAUCUACCUCUGCGUUAAUGGGCACAAUAUUUGCGCGGAAUGCAGAUACGAAUCUUGCAAAAUUUGUUACGGCACCGUGACCGAGAACCGUAACAAAGACCUGGAGGAUUACAGUAGGAAAUGCCUCCAUCUGUGCCGUUAUCACCAGGAGGGUUGCAUGGAGAGCUUCAUGUUCAACGAGAUCAGGAACCACGAGAUAAAGUGCUCCUUCUGCGUCUACAGAUGCAUGCAGGAUUGCUCAUUCAAAGGUAAAUUCGUCGAGUUUUAUUCGCACUUCAGAAUCAAGCAUCCCAGCUGCAAGGUGUUCUACGCCACCCCCGUGGAUUUCCCAAGAAAUAGCGAGUUUUUCGUCUGUGAUAAUAGGUUAGGGAUAUUUCAUUGUACGUCGGUUCUUGCCAAGAACAGCGUCAGAUGGAUCGUGGUGUUCUUAGGGCCCAGGGACAGGAAUUAUUCUUGCGAACUGACGUUCAAAGGGGAUAAAACGAAGAACGUGUUGUUCUUGAAGAGAUUGGAGGACCAGUAUUCAAUAGCGCAAAGUAAAGAGGACUUGAAGAAAAUGAAAGUGAAGGAUAAGAAUGCCGUGUUGACAAUUACCGGAUAUUUUCAGUGAACGAAGACGAUGAGUUCUUCUUUUUCAAUCAUUCGGUUAUUGGAAUGUUCGUUUUCAUUAAUGAAUGAAUGAAUCGUUGGGAUGUGAAUUCAUUCAACUUAUAUAUCAACACUGACGCAAUUUCUGAUAAAUAUUACAAUAUUAUUUUC
This is a messenger RNA of Coccinella septempunctata (seven-spotted ladybird), 1746 nucleotides long. RefSeq lists its product as uncharacterized. Gene Ontology annotation, biological process: multicellular organism development; proteasome-mediated ubiquitin-dependent protein catabolic process. Bases 203 to 1597 code for a protein of 464 amino acids. The record is from RefSeq and is a predicted model, not a curated record. Gene Ontology annotation, cellular component: cytoplasm. The transcript has a single exon. Gene Ontology annotation, molecular function: ubiquitin protein ligase activity; zinc ion binding; ubiquitin conjugating enzyme binding. NCBI's taxonomy places the organism in Eukaryota, Metazoa, Arthropoda, Insecta, Coleoptera, Coccinellidae.